Molecule: messenger RNA, 1113 nt
Organism: Prosopis cineraria
Lineage: Eukaryota; Viridiplantae; Streptophyta; Magnoliopsida; Fabales; Fabaceae
Exons: 4
Coding region: 1-1113 (370 amino acids)
Source: RefSeq, a predicted model, not a curated record
AUGCGAAACGAAAGCAUACAUGGAGCGUUCAGACUUCAGAUAUUGAAUGAACUCAUGAAAAGGCCUCUUAAGGCAUACAUUAGCGGAGGAGGAAACCCUGGAUACCUGGAUUUCUUAGAAUUUGAUGGUGAGUAUACUCAUCAAGAGAUACCUGAUAAGAAAACUCAAGAUCAGAAUGAGAAAGGAGCUAUUGAUCCAGCCUUCCUAGAGGCAGCUAAGGGUCCAAUUGAAGCAGCGGCGAAAAUUGUGAGCAAAAACAUAUUGCUAGCAGCAAUUAAGAACAAUGCAGAAAAUUCUGAGCAAAUUACCAGUAUCCAUCCACGAUGCCUCAUUAUAUUGCUAGUAGCAGUUGAGAACAGGCAACCUGAAAUUGCUGAAGCAUUGUGCAAAUACCUGACCCAAGGAGCAAUGCCAAAUAAGACUAAUCUCUGGCAUGACCUCGUUCAAUCACUGGAUUCUUCUCAAAACACAAUAUUGCACUUAGCAGCCAAGUAUGACAAAUCCAUGCCCCAUCAUCCUUGGAAGAUUUAUGGCUCUGCCAUGGUGAUGCAGUGGGAAAUAAAGUGGUACGAUACUCCGGAAGAAAUCUUCACUCGAGAUCAUGACGAACUUGUCAAAGACAGCGGCCAAUGGCAUAAGGAGACAUCUGAAUCUUGCUCGGUGGUGGCUGCGCUGGUUGCUGGAGUUUCCUUCGCGACGUCGAGCCAAGUCCCCGGUGGGAAUGACGAAGAGACCGGCAAACCGAAAUUAGAAGGAAAGCCUACGUUUGAACUUUUCGCAAUCACUUCACUUAUGGGCUCUGCCUUCCCUGUCACUGCACUGAUCAUGUUCUUCACCAUACUCACAUCUCGAAAACAACCCAGAGACUUCAAGAGAAGUUUGCCGAUGAAGCUUCUGCUGGGCUUAAGCUCGCUGUUUGUGUCCAUCUCCUCAAUGCUCAUCGCUUUCUGUGCCGGAUAUUUCUUCCUAAUUGAUGAAGAUUUUAAGAAAGGAGUGUUCCCUCUUUAUGCUGUCACUUGCCUUCCUGCUUCCUAUUAUGCAAUCGCACAGUUUGGGCUCUACCUGGAUCUUUUGAAAGCCAUUGUUAUCAAGGUUCCCAAAUUACACCUCUAG